CCAAGGCACUGAAUAAUGAUGUAUAUAUAUAUAAUGCAUAUAUUAGGCCCGCUCAUCCAACAUUUUGGAAUACCCUCAUGCGCUCGCUUUUACAUCUACCUCUACCUCUACCUCUACCAUCUACCAACCCUAACAUCUUCUCUACCGCUUCUAUACCAUCUACCAUCGACUCGUUUACGUAUCUCGUAACUUAUAUACGACUUCGCCCGCUAUUAUCUAUACCUUGACGAUAAUCCAACUAUGCUCACUUUUUCGCUCCUAUUACUCUGCUGCGGCCUCCUGGUCUCGGCGCAAGAGAAACAUGCCGGUACCUCCGUCGUGCGUCACAAGAGGGAGACGGGAACCUGCGAGCAGACCUAUGGAGAAGGCUCGCAGUCGUGCGGCGGCAGCGGAAGCACCUAUUGCUUCAACCCUAAAAUCGGCCAGUCGUGCUGCUCAGCAGACAAGGGAUUUUGCGAUUCGGGAAAGUAUUGCGCGCCUGUCGCAGGGUAUUGCUGUCUUGAGGGAGAGGAUUUAGAGACGUGCGCCCGUAAUGCUGGUUUUACACUUCCUAGUUCGGCUUCGAAUAUGUCUGCGGAUCCCCAUACAGUAGCCAAUGCAACAACUGUUGCUAGACCUACGUUAACAGUCCUUCCCUUCCUCAAAGAAUCGCCAGCACCGACACCAAUGAUGGUAGACAUUCAAAACAACUCAUGUUCAUUCGCUACCCAUGCCAACUUGAACACGCCUAUACCUGUACCAACCUUUAUAUCGCACACGAACGCAACGCUCCAUCCACCUGUGCAGGUCUCUUCGGCAGUGAAGCGAGCUGAAACUUCGACGGGAUUAGUGGCACUACUUAGUUUACUGAGCAUUUUGGCUGUUUUUCUUCUGGAUUUGGUUACUAGCCCUAGGUAGCUUCAGGACGGAAUGUAUUUCUAUGAGAAGGAAUCAUGAUGGCCUAUUGUAAUUGUCUAGACCUCUGGGCGCAACUAUGAGGAUAUGUGGUUGGGGGAUUCAUGAAGUUGCGCGGUCCAUUGUAGAUAACUACGUUACGGUACCGGUUGAAGGUUCCUGCUUAAUAGGUCGGGCAGCCCUCUUGUGCUCGCUGAAAGGCGCCAGAGAAGAAUUCUUGCAUAGCAACAUAAUGAUAAAGAAUCCCGCCAAGUACGGCAAG
Daldinia loculata is the source of this 1156-nucleotide messenger RNA. RefSeq lists its product as uncharacterized. The transcript has 3 exons. NCBI's taxonomy places the organism in Eukaryota, Fungi, Ascomycota, Sordariomycetes, Xylariales, Hypoxylaceae. The record is from RefSeq and is a predicted model, not a curated record. Bases 241 to 897 code for a protein of 218 amino acids.